Molecule: messenger RNA, 2445 nt
Organism: Cladocopium goreaui
Lineage: Eukaryota; Dinophyceae; Suessiales; Symbiodiniaceae
Source: the annotation of a GenBank genome assembly
AUGUUUCGGCCCAGGUCACGCGUCUUAGACCUGGAGACCUCACUGGCGCGCCGUGGGGCGGUAGGUGGUCGACAACGCCUUGGAGAAACGGUGGAGGACCAAGUGCAACAGCAGCUUGACCGACGGGACGAAGAAGUGAAGACCAUGAGAGAGGCCGUUAUUGAAUUGAGCACGCAGGUGGCAGAGAAGGAAGCUCAACUGGCGUCAAACCAAGAACGAUUGGCGGACUUUGUGAAUGCCCAGUCCUCAGCACCGGGUCCACCGGGUCCGCUGGCUGCGCCGCCGCGGCACUACCCGGGCGGCUGGCAGCCGCCCGGGGCCGCAGCGGCACCGGCGCUGCCGGCGGCGCCAGAGGCGGUGCGGAAGGCGGAAGCGCUGGGGCACGAGAUGUGGGAACUGCAAAGACUCAGAAUGCAGCAGUUGAGCCGACAGAUGGAGGACAAAGUGGAGGAGCACCGGGCCACCAGUUUAGACGCCUUGGAGUCACAGUGGUCUCAGUGGAUCCUGCGCAUCACCGAUGCCAUGGUCUGUGGCAACGUGCACGUCACGGCCCAAAGUGAUGAAGCAGCAAAGGUCUUGCAGCUUCCAGGCCGGGGCAGUGGACCGCGCUUGGCCAUGGUGGAUCGAGGCAACGGCAAAGCCAUGCUGCGGCUCUAUGCCUCCCAAGGAGACAAGACGGCAGCCAUGGAAGUGCACAGCGAGUGCAGUACUGCCACAGCAAAUGACGAAGAGUGUUCCUUCGAAAUCUGCGGCUUUGCAGGGCUUCAAAGGAGUGCACCGGGUCAGCGCAGAGCUCUCAGUCCUGACUUGCGGAUUGAGUGCAAGAAGCUGCAAACUGCCACAGGGCCAAAGGAGCAGUUCACCAAAUGGAAAGACGCGUUGAUGAAAUGUGGGCUGCUGGAGGGAGAAAAAAAAAAGACCGCCAAGCAGUGCUGGAGGGAACAUUUUGGGGAAGCCCAUUGGCCCAUGGUCAUGGCGGGUUUGCGCCUGUUGGGCGUUCCUGUGGUGCUUGGCCCUUUGGCCGUGGCGCUGAAACUGCAUUUGUUGGGAAUGCAGCUGCUGCCCCGAGUGCGCCUUGGAGGUCUGCUUCAGGCUGGGCAACUGUCGCCGCGGAAAUCGACUGCUUGGGUAGUGAAAUUAGGUGUGGAGAUGGGCUGGCGAAAGGAGACGGCGGAACUUGUGGCGAAAUGCCGCAAGUGGUACUAUGAUCAGACAGGCGAUCUGCGCCACGCGCGCCUUGCGAGUCCCUUGCCGAAGCUGGAGGAAACGAAGGCAGGCCACGUGGCGGUGGUGCGCACCACCCAGAGCGGUGAACGACUGCGGCCUCUGGCGCAGCUUGAGCUGGUGGAGGGACAACCCAACAAAGGUGAAGUCUCCUUGGUAAUCGACCCAUCGAUCACCUUCCAAGAGUUCAUGGGCUUCGGUACAUCCUUCACGGAGUCUUCCUGCAAGAUUUUGCAACAGAUGGGUUCCGCCAGCCAAGAGCGGAUAGUGGAUGCUUACUUCCAUCCAGAGACUGGUUUGGGCUUCAACAUGGGACGUCUCCACAUGAAUUCUUGCGAUUUCUCGGAUGGCAACUGGAGCUGCUGUGAAAACGAGGAUCUGUCGAAGUUCUGCGUGGAUCGAUAUGAAGAGGCGAUUCUUCCAAUGGUGAGGCGCGCGAGCAAAGUGGCAGCUGCGCCGCUGACGAUCUUCGCAAGCCCCUGGAGCCCUCCCAAGUGGAUGAAGGAUAGCGAACAGAUGUGUCAAGGAGGCAAACUGAAAGAAGCCUGUCGCCCUGUGUGGGCCAAAUUCUAUGUGCGUUUUGCUGAGAUGAUGAAGGAGAAGGGUCUAUCCUUAUGGGGUUUCUCAGUUCAGAAUGAACCCGAUGGACAGACGCCGUGGGAAAACUGUUUGUACAGUCCCGAAGAGGAGCGCGAUUUCAUUCGCGACCACCUGGGGCCUGAGCUGGAGAAGAGCGGACUGGAUUUAAAGUUGAUCGCCUGGGACCACAACAGGGAUGAUCUCUUCCUUCGCGCUCACACGAUUUACAGCGACCCAGAUGCGGCCAAAUAUGUGUGGGGGAUGGGCUGGCAUUGGUAUGGUGAUGCCAGAUACGAAUGGUGGGCCGAUGCGGCCGGGCAAAGUUGUUUCGACAAUGUGCGAAAGACCCAUGAGUUGCGCCCGGAGAAACACCUCAUUGUCACGGAGACAUGUCAAGAGUGCGGUGCACAUUUGGGCGAUUGGUCUUUAGCCGAGCGCUAUGCUGAAAGUAUCAUCAGGGAUUUCAAUAACUGGUGUGAAGCCUGGAUCGACCGAUUUCUCCCCGAAAGGGUCGCUCAGGAUUGGAACUUUCUACUGAAUAAAGAUGGAGGUCCCAACCACGUGGGCAACGUCUGCUCCGCCCCGCUACUGGCUGAUCUUGAGAAAGAGCCUGGGCUGCCUGAAAAAACUGGGCAGUGGUGA